GCUUCCUGCUGUUAGACCUAGGAGUUAGGCUGCUGCUUCUCCCUGUCUGUCGGCUCGGAGCUGCUACUUCGCCUCAAGCUGUGUCGGAAUCAGUCUUCCUAUAGGCUCCCAGGAGCCGGGUUCUCCGGUGAUCAGAGUCUUAGGACAAAAUGGCGCUCGCACGGGCCGCCGGGGCCUGGCCCAGCAGUGUUCUCUGAGGCGGGACGGCACAAAGGCGGCGUGCGGGGGAAGGGGAGGGAGGCGGGGCGCGGUGCUGCGGCGUGGUGGCCUCGUGGUGCUGGCGCUAUCUUCUCCCCUUGUGCAGCAGCCUGGCGAGUCCUGAGGAGGCUUUGAACGUGGUCGUGCCAAGGUUUUGGUAUGAACAGGAUUCGGAUUCACGUCUUGCCAACCAAUCGGGGGAGGAUCACUCCAGUGUCCAGAUCUCAGGAGCCCCUGUCUUGUUCCUUCACUCAUCGCCCAUGCUCUCAACCUCGUCUUGAGGGGCAGGAGUUUUGCAUUAAGCAUAUCCUUGAAGACAAGAAUGCACCCUUCAAGCAGUGUAGUUAUGUAUCAACGAAGAAUGGAAAAAGAUGUCCCAGUGCUGCCCCAAAGCCUGAGAAGAAAGAUGGGGUGUCUUUCUGUGCUGAACAUGCCCGUAGGAACGCCCUUGCACUUCAUGCUCAAAUGAAGAAGACCAACCCAGGACCUAUGGGUGAAACACUGUUGUGCCAGCUGAGCUCAUAUGCUAAGACAGAGCUGGGGUCUCAGACUCCAGAAAGUAGCCGCAGUGAAGCUAGCCGAAUACUGGAUGAAGAUAGCUGGAGUGAUGGAGAACAGGAACCCAUUACUGUGGAUCAGACAUGGAGAGGUGACCCUGACAGUGAAGCUGAUAGCAUAGACAGUGAUCAAGAAGAUCCCCUGAAACAUGCUGGUGUCUACACAGCAGAAGAAGUGGCUCUGAUUAUGCGUGAGAAGCUAAUUCGUUUGCAGUCUUUGUACAUUGAUCAGUUUAAACGACUUCAGCAUUUGCUCAAGGAGAAGAAGCGCCGGUACUUACAUAAUCGCAAAAUGGAACAUGAAGCUCUAGGCAACAGUCUUCUGACUGGCCCAGAGGGACUUUUGGCCAAAGAACGAGAGAACUUAAAGCAAUUAAAAUGUCUCCGGCGGUACCGCCAGCGCUAUGGUGUGGAAGCCUUACUACACAGGCAGUUGAAGGAACGCAGAAUGCUGGCCACAGAGGGUGCUGCCCAACAGGCCCAUACCACUCGUUCCAGUCAGAGAUGCUUGGCCUUCGUGGAUGAUGUUCGUUGUUCCAAUCAGUCUCUUCCAAUGACCAGACACUGCCUUACCCAUAUUUGUCAGGAUACAAAUCAGGUUCUCUUCAAAUGCUGUCAGGGAUCUGAAGAGGUGCCCUGCAACAAACCAGUUCCUGUAAGCCUCUCUGAGGAUCCCUGCUGCUCACUGCAUUUCCAGUUGCCUCCUCAGAUGUAUAAGCCCGAGCAGGUACUGUCUGUGCCAGAUGAUCUGGAAGCCGGCCCCAUGGAUCUGUACUUGAGUGCUGCUGAGCUUCAGCCCACUGAGAGUUUACCUCUGGAAUUCAGUGAUGACUUGGAUGUUGUGGGUGAUGGUAUGCAGUGCCCUCCUUCACCCUUGCUAUUUGAUCCUUCAUUAACCCUUGAAGAUCAUUCAAUCAAAGAAAUUCCUGAAGGCCCUGUGGAUAUCUUGGGACAGAUACAGAUGGCUGGAGAUGGUUGCAGAUCCCACGGAUCUCAAAGUUCUGAGAAAGCCUCUGUACCAUUGCCUCAAAGUGGAAUGGGAACUGCAAAUGGGAAGCCAGAACCCACUUCUAUCAGUUGAUAGUUUGUUUUGGAAACCAUUUGACUUCAGUGGAUUUAAAUUUCUCAUUUUUCAAAUAUAUGUUUAUGAUCAUCUCACUAAACAAGGGCAACCCAGACUGAUUGUUUUUCUUAUGGGUUGAGUGCUAUAGUUAACAAAUUUUUGAGAGAGCAGACCAAUAGUUUUCAAAAGUUGUGGGUUUCUUCCCAUGUGAGCAAGGAAGAAAGAGAGGUAAUUCUGGUCAGAGCUUCUGGAAUUAAGUAUUUGGGUCUAGGCCUAAGGGGAAAGAGACAUCUUUGUAAUGGGAUUUCCUAAGUCAUGAAUAGGAAUCCACAUAGGUGGCCAGGAGGGAGCUGUUUCUGAGUGGUGCCCUUGAGAUAUUGAUGGCCCUGAUGUCUGGUGGUCUCCAUCUAAAGGCCUGCCUUCACCUUUACUUCAUUGGGUAGUCUGAACCCCCUUCCCCAGUGAUCGCCUGACUUCUGUCCUCUGAGAAAAUAACCCACAGGACUGGGCCCUUCUUAACUAUCCAUCUUGCUUCUAACAUGUAAAUUUCUGUGGUGACUUUCUUAUGUAAGAUAUAGUAAAAAAUUAUUGUAUAUAGUUAUUAUUAAAUGUUAAAGGAAAUAUUAUGAAAAUGUAAAAUAGUCAUCUGAAUUGGAUGAAUGUUUUGUUUGUAUUUGAGAGUAUAUCUUCUUUUCUUGG
This is a messenger RNA of Nycticebus coucang (slow loris), 2517 nucleotides long. RefSeq names its product KAT8 regulatory NSL complex subunit 2 (gene KANSL2). The transcript has 10 exons. The record is from RefSeq and is a predicted model, not a curated record. Bases 358 to 1836 code for a protein of 492 amino acids. Gene Ontology annotation, cellular component: NSL complex. NCBI's taxonomy places the organism in Eukaryota, Metazoa, Chordata, Mammalia, Primates, Lorisidae.